This is a messenger RNA of Rotaria sordida, 1005 nucleotides long. The record is from the annotation of a GenBank genome assembly. Lineage: Eukaryota; Metazoa; Rotifera; Eurotatoria; Philodinida; Philodinidae.
AUGACAGAAAAAAAAGUUGUACGACGUUCAAAUACUACUGUUCAAAAAGAACUUUUAGCAUAUAAGGAAUUAUAUCAAGAUUCAACACCUGUCGAUAAACGAAAAGCUGAAUACAAAACGAUAGUGACGAGUUAUUAUAGUUUAACAACAGAUGCUUAUGAAUAUGCUUUGGGUAAAAGUAUUCAUUGUGCUAAUCGAUUUCGUGGUGAAACAUUUGCAGAAUCGAUUCAACGACAUGAAUCUUAUUUAGCAUUAAGAAUGCAACCUAAACCAGGAGAUAAAGUGCUUGACAUCGGUUGUGGAGUUGGAGGACCAUUAAGACGUAUUGCACGCUUAACUGGAGCGCAUGUUACUGGUAUUACAAUUAGUCCAUAUCAAGUUCAACGAGCUAUAGCAAUUGGUGUACCAGAUAAUUGUCAAUUUAUUGAAGGUGAUUUUAUGGAGUUACCAUUUGAAAAUAAUAGUUUUGAUCAUGUUUAUGCUAUAGAAUCGGUAUGUCAUUCACCAGAAAAGUCUAAAUGUUUUGCUGAAGUUUUUCGUGUACUUAAACCAGGUGGUUCAUUUGUUGGUUAUGAUGUGUGUUUAACUGAUAAAUAUGAUGAUCAAAAUCAUGAACAUGUUGAAGCAAUGCGUACGAUGGAAGCAAAUUUUGGUUUACCCGAAUUAAAAUCAACUCAUGAAUUUGUUUCGGAUCUUCAAUCAGUUGGUUUUACUAUUGAAGAAAAUCGAAUAAUACUAGAAGGUGAUUUUUCUUGUUAUCAAUGUUAUCAACGGCUAGAUGGUGGUGAUUCAUUUUUCUCAUUAAUAAAUUUUCGUACAAGCCCUCUUGGUCGAUGGUUAGGACGUAAUACAAUUUGGCUAUUGGAAAAAGCUCGAAUAUUUUCUAAAGGUAGUACAGCAAUAUGUGAUAUGUUUCAAAGAGGAGCUAAAUAUGGAUUACGUGCUGCAAACCUUGAUAUAGUUACAUCUAUGUUCUUUUUUCUUGCUCGAAAACCUUCAUUAUAA